CUGUGGUAUGUUGCUCCAGGAUUUCUUUUCCAAGCGCCCCAUCCCGUCGCUGUACCCGUUUGAAAAGUUCUACCUCUCCGAGCCUCCAUUAGUCAACAUUGGCAGUGUUUCAAACGAGAACCUGUCAGUGAUCACAUCCUACAAUUCAAGUUUGCAGUUCAAAGUUGGCGAGACUGUGGCAUUCAAGAUAGUCAUGAAAGACAGUAGUGGUCAACCUAAACAAAAGGGUGGAGAUCAGAUCCGAGUGUGGCUUGCAGACGAUUCCACGAAGUCCUCUAUGGCAGCCAAAGUGGUCGACCUCCACAACGGAAGCUACAUAGCCAGCGCACCUCUUCUAUGGGCGGGAAAGCUAAGAUUACAUGUCGCAUUAGCCUACCCCAGGGAGUAUAUCAGAGCCCAACUGUACGUCCAUCAAGUGCUGAAAACAUUUCGGCAUAUUGCUGCAGUAUUCAACAAGAAUACAGUGAGCU
Candidula unifasciata is the source of this 470-nucleotide messenger RNA. The record is from the annotation of a GenBank genome assembly. NCBI's taxonomy places the organism in Eukaryota, Metazoa, Mollusca, Gastropoda, Stylommatophora, Geomitridae.